Molecule: messenger RNA, 651 nt
Organism: Procambarus clarkii (red swamp crayfish)
Lineage: Eukaryota; Metazoa; Arthropoda; Malacostraca; Decapoda; Cambaridae
Source: RefSeq, a predicted model, not a curated record
AUGUGUGUUUAUGUAUUAAGGAGAAAUGUGAACCACUCACAAGAACCAGUCACAAGAACCAGCCACGAGAACCAGUCACAAGAACCACUCACAAGAACCAGUCACAAGAACCACUCACAAGAAUCAGUCACAAGAACCACUCACAAGAACCAGUCACAAGAACCAGUCACAAGAACCAGUCACAAGAACCAGUCACAAGAACCACUCACAAGAACCACUCACAAGAACCACUCACAAGAACCAGUCACAAGAACCAGUCACAAGAACCACUCACAAGAACCACUCACAAGAACCAGUCACAAGAACCAGUCACAAGAACCACUCACAAGAACCAGUCACAAGAACCAGUCACAAGAACCACUCACAAGAAUCAGUCACAAGAACCACUCACAAGAACCAGUCACAAGAACCACUCACAAGAACCAGUCACAAGAACCAGUCACAAGAACCACUCACAAGAAUCAGUCACAAGAACCACUCACAAGAACCAGUCACAAGAACCACUCACAAGAACCAGUCACAAGAACCACUCACAAGAAACAGUCACAAGAACCACUCACAAGAACCAGUCACAAGAACCACUCACAAGAACCACUCACAAGAACCAGUCACAAGAACCACUCACAAGAACCAGCCACAAUUUAUAAAUAA